Caretta caretta (loggerhead turtle) is the source of this 1449-nucleotide messenger RNA. RefSeq names its product protein FAM3A. The record is from RefSeq and is a predicted model, not a curated record. NCBI's taxonomy places the organism in Eukaryota, Metazoa, Chordata, Testudines, Cheloniidae.
GCGGGGGCGGGGCCGGUGGGAUCUGGAGGCGGGUUCUGGGGCUCGCUCGGUUCCUCCCUGUUCCGGGCCGGGGUCCGCCGGAGCCGCAGCCGCCAACUCCCGUUCCUCUGGGCUUAGACUCCCCCUCCCAGGGGCCCCUUGGAUGGUGCCAUGAGAUUGGCAGGCCCCCUGCGCGUGGUGGUGAUCGUCCUCACCGCUGGGCUCACCUGGAUCCUCGUCAGCCUUCUGCUGGGCACCCAGAGUGGCUUCUCUCGCCUCCAGCAGCUCCUCAGCAGCCCUGACAACCCCUCCACAGCAGUGUCAGGCUGGGGCAGCUCGGCUGUGCCCCUUCGGGCCAGCGCCGCCCCCUCAGGCAGGGCGGGAGCCAGAAGCAGACACAACAAGCCGCGACCCAGGAGGUACAAGUGCGGCCUCCCACAGCCCUGCCCCGAGCUGCAUCUCGCCUUCCGCCUGGUCAGCGGCGCCGCCAACGUCAUCGGGCCCAAGAUCUGCCUGGAGGAUAAAAUGCUAAUGAGCAGUGUGAAGAACAAUGUAGGGCGGGGCCUGAACAUCGCCCUAGUGAAUGGGGUCAAUGGGGAGCUCAUUGAUGCCAGGUUCUUCGACAUGUGGGCUGGAGAUGUCAACGAGCUGCUGAAGUUCAUUCGACCGCUGCACGAGGGGACCCUGGUGUUCGUGGCCUCAUAUGACGACCCAGCCACAAAGAUGAACGAAGAGACACGGAGGAUUUUCAGCGAGCUCGGCAGCAGCGUGGCCAAGGAGCUCGGCUUCCGUGACAGCUGGGUCUUUGUGGGGGCCAAAGGGGUGCAGGACAAAAGCCCCUUCGAGCAGCACACCAAGAACAGCAAGAGCACCAACAAGUAUGAGGGCUGGCCGGAGGCACUGGAGAUAGAGGGCUGCAUCCCGCAAAAAAAGGCUGAUGGCCAGUGAUCCCCCCACCCCCACCCCUGGAACCCGAGGCGUGGGGACACUGCACCAUGACAGGGAGGGGGGCUUGCUCCUUGAGUCUGUGGGCAGGUCUGGCAGGGAGCCCCCUUUCUCCAGCUCCCCCAAGGAUGGGCCAGGCUGUUUCUGGUGGGGUGCCUGCCGCACUGAUUUUCUCACUGGGCGGCUGGGGAUUGCAGGCCCCGUCCCUUCUAAGUGCCUUAUUCCCCCAGGCAGGCGUUAAGCCCAGGUGCAUUCCUUGCCUUACUGAUGGUUGUGGGGGGGCUCGUUCCCUGCUCUCUACCCUGAAAUUAUCACCACUCCUUGGAGAGCGAUGCCCUCAAUUCUAGCCUGGCAGGGAUGGGGGUCUGCUUGGGCCAGUCCCCUCCCUGGUGUGGUGAUUCAGUGGUGUCCCCCUCUGCUGAGAGGGGAAACUGCAGGGGGUUUUCUAGCUCGAGGGCAGAGGGGUCUGUAACCUCCCAUGGCCUGGGCCCUCCAUGGGGUCUGAAUAAAUGCAGUGCAGAGAGA